GAGGCGCAGCUCUGAGCUGCAGUAGCACUCGCGGCCCGAGAGCUGGAGCCGGAGCUGGUCCCCGAACCCAGCGAGAGAGGAGAGAGCGGGGCGGAGAGGCGGCCACCGGCGGCGGGAGGGAGGGACCAGAGCGCGCCCCGCGGCCGCCAGCCCGGGAUCCUCACAGCCUCGCCCCGUCGGUCUGUCGGAGUCGGCCCCGGGGAGGGGGCCCCGGGCGGCGCCCGUCCCACCCUCGCUGCCCGGGGCGCGCCGGCGUGCGGUUACAGGCACCGUGGGAAUCCCGGCCCGCGCCAGCCGCUGCUCCAUGCGGCCCCGACCUCUGCGCGGGUGAAGCCGCGGCUCCGCGGAGCCCGCCACGGGCAGAGGCAGGACGAGUGAGCAAGUCGCGCCGCCCGGCGCCCCCUCCCUCCGGCGCCCGGGCAAUGGCCGGAGAUGCCCGGUGAAGACCAGGGCGCCGAGGGCUGGGCUCCCCGGCGCGGUGUGGAGCGAGGCAGCGGCCUGGAUGUGUGAAGGGUCCUCAUGGCUCUGCAGGAGGCGAAGCCCCGGGGCCCGAGGGAAACCGGGCCGGCGGCGCAGGGGCCCAGGGGCCGGCCCCGGGCGCAUGGGCUCGGCCAGGCCGGCUGGGCAGCCGCGCGCUGCCAGGGCGUGAGGAGCCCCGGAGUCGGUGGGUCCCAGGAUGCGCCGCCGCCGCCGCUGCCGCCGCUGCUACUGGGACUCCUGCUGCUGGCGGCCCUUCCAGAGCAUUGCCGGGCGGACCCGGGAACAGAUAAUCUGCAGAUCCACGUCACCCCAACCCCGGAGUCAUUUUCUCAUGGGAAGUUGUUACCAAUUUCACCAACAUGGCCUUUCUCGGAAGUCAAGUCUUCCUUGGCAGUGGACAGAAUCAAGAAUGGGCUGGAACAGUCCCCUGACAACACGAGCUUGCUACAGUUAGCCCAGACACCUCCACCCAGGGCACACCGCAGGACCAGGGCUCACGUGGACUUCUCUUCUUCCCUUUACCAAGGAAGCGGACAGAGCGCCUCCCUAGAGCCUUCUAAGGAUUCCAGCGAGUCCCUGGUCCAAUCGAGGCCUCCAGGGGGAAGAGAAGCAGCGGACGUGUCAGGUUUGCCUCACGCCCGCAUGCUUCCCCCGUGGUCCACAGUCCCAUCAGCGACCUUGAGUGCCGUCCCCCCAUCUCAGCCGCGGGUAGGGACUCCUUCCCUUCCAGAGCAUCCCCUGAGAUCAGGUGUGCUCCCACUUCUUCCUCCACCUUCAUCCUCUCCAUUGACCCCUGACUCACCUCAUUCCAUCACCCCCUCUAAGCCAGCAGAACGGUCCACCCAUGUGCCUUCAUUCACCUCAAUACCUCUACCUGACUCCUCAGCUCGGAUGUUAGCUAAGGCCCUAAACCCAGUUUUUGACAAAAUGAACCACACUCCAUCCCAAAAUGACCAGGGUUCCAUAGGUGUCCCUCAUCUAGGUGUUUCUGGAUCCUCAACAGAGCAGUACUCUGAGCUGUCCCCAACAGAGGGUCCCCAGUCUACAGGCUCACCCACACCUGGGGAUUUGAGCUCCAUGGCAGAAUUGGCCCAUCUGCCUCCCACUUCCCUAGCACCUAGAGGUCUUCCUCAGCUUCCAGGUGAGACCCCCUCAUGGUCCAUGUUGGAAGUGGCUUCAAGUCCUGCAUCCACCCACCCAAUCCACACUGCGGGGGUUAAAAGAGCACACAAUGGGGUGUCUUUGCCAACUUUUAAGAGCACGGCAGCAGCGACUCAGGAGGCUGAGCUUUCAUUUGUUCGGACUACAGAAUCAGUGACCGUAGAAAUGACCAGCAGAAAGCUAGCCCCUGCUACUACUGCAAAUGACUCUGCUAACCCACCGCAUUUGUCAGCAGAUCCAGAGAAUUCCAGAAGGCCUGCCCUUUCAACUGAACACACAUCUUUGGUGUCUGCUCUGCUGCCUUUCACUGCACUGGGUCAAGGGCAAGCCAUCUUUUCUGGGCCAGUUCCUGCAUCACCAUCAAAUGGGAAAGGCCACCUUCCCUCCACAGUUACUGUCCUUCAGCCUGCAGAGGAGCACACCUCUCCGUCCCUUGUACCGGAAAUGCCCACACCUCGAGAAGACAGCAGUGAUGGAUCCCCUCCCACAGCCACAGACUUCCUCCUCUCGAGCAAACUUCCUAAUCUUCUCUCCACAACUUGGACAUUUCCCUGGCAGAAAGAGGUCGGUGUGACAGCCUUUUUAGGGAAAAAAAGAAGGACAAAUGUGAUGGUUCCUUUCCAGGCUCUUCCAAGUAAAGAAGUUUUGAAUCUUCACACUGUAAAUGGAUUCAGCUCUGACUUCAGUACUGCUCCUAUUUCAUCUCCUGUCAUUACAACAUCAGGAACAAACCUCCUUCCUUCAGGAUCACCUCCAGCUUCCAUGCCCACCAUUCAAACCACCCAUGUGGUUUUCCCAUCUCCUGGCUUUUCCAGCACCAAGCUGGAGACUGACACAGCUGCUGUGGGCCAUUCUGAAUUGCCAGUUUCUGCUUCCAAACAGGUGACAGCAUCUCCCUCCUCCACUGAUGUCGAUGAUUUCUCAACAAUGGGAGACAUGAAAAAGCCAACAACCACAGAUGUUUUCUGGAGUUCUUUUUCAGCAGAAACAGGAACCCUUUCCAGAGAAUCAACAAUAUCUGGCUUGCAACAGCAAACAAGUUAUGAUCCAAAUGGCCACACAAUUAACUCUGCAAGUUGGGGAAUUCUUUCAGCUUCCACUUCUCUUCCCAGUGGUUUAACUUCAGCUGCCAAUGCAGUAAGAUCUCAGAACAUCAAAGGUACUGCUGAGCAUUCAGUGGCUGUAGAAGGCUCUCAUAUCCAGGAUCUGGUCCUUGGGACAGACACCAACCAGCCUGUGCAGCAGUCAGAUGUAACCUUGGCUGGAAAUCAUACUGACCUCUGGCCCACAAGCCAUAACAACCACCCCAGAGACUUCCAAACAGCCAAGGUUGAAUAUUACCCAUCCACACGUCAACAUUCUGCCCAGUCAAGCCAUCCUUUUUGGCUGACCUGGUCACGUCGAUCUUCUACAACUAGCUUGCAGGACAUGCUUUCAGAUGGAACGGAUACAGGGUCCCAAAUUCCCAGUGACAUCUAUCCAUCAACAGGAAUAAAUGCUUCCACAUCAUUCCAGAGCAAUCUUGGCUAUCACUCAGCUGCUGAAUCUCCUUCUAUAUCAACCAGUGCCUUUCCCAGGACCCCCUCCAAAGUGCUACAAGCUUCUCAGCACCCCAAGAAAUGGACAGGUGCAACCACUAAUGCAGUGGACUCCUCGGUGUCAUCCAAGGUAGGGCCAACAGCAGCGGCGGCAGCGGCAGCCACGUUGUUUCUGAGGAAAUCAAGUCCACCGGCGCUGUCUGCGGCUCUGGUCGCUAAGGGCACUGGCAGCAGUGGCUUAGCCAAGAGCAGUUCAACCACUGCUCUAGCUAAAAAUGUCACCAACAAGGCAGCAUCUGGCUCAAAGGCAACAGCAGGGGCAGUCCAUACGGCCUUCCCGUUCACGCCAACCUACAUGUUUGCCAGAACAGCACACACCAUGAGCACACACACAGCCAUGCCGGGGAACACGGGCGCUGCCUCUGGCCUAUUGUCCACAACACACCUCCCCAGGAAACCACAAGCCAUGCACACCGGCCUCCCAAACCCCACCAAGCCAGAGACGCCGAGAGCAUCCACCCCUCGCCCGCUGACGGUCACCGCAGCGUUGACAUCCAUGACGGCCUCAGUAAAGGCUACCCGGUUGCCACCUUUACAAGCAGAAAACACGGAUGCUUCUCUUCCUGCUUCAUCGACUGCGGUGGUCACAACUGGCAAAAUGGUGUCCAACCUGGAAUGUCAGAUGUCCGAUAAACUCCUGGUGAAGACAGUUCUCUUUCUAACCCAGAGGAGAGGGCAGAGCAUUGAGUCCUUGAAGCUCAAUGUAGCCAGAGGGCUCACGCAGGCAUUGCGGAAGGCUUUCCACCAGAACGACGUCUCUGCUCACGUGGACAUUCUGGAACAUUCUCAUAACAUCACAGUUGGUUAUUAUGCCACCAAAGGAAGGUUGGUAUACUUGCCUGCCGUUGUGAUAGAAAUGCUGGGUGUUUAUGGAGUCAGCAACGUCACUGCAGAUCUGAAGCAACAUACCCCAAACUUACAGUCUGUGGCCGUCCUUGCCUCCCCAUGGAAGCCCCAGCCUGCAGGCUACUUCCAGCUGAAAACAGUGCUGCAGUUUGUGAGCCAGUCAGAUAACAUACAUUCCUGCAAGUUUGCUCAGACCAUGGAGCAGAGGCUGCAGAAGGCAUUCCAGGAUGCAGAGAGGAAGGUCCUGAAUACCAAAAGCAACCUGAUGGUUCAGAUUGUGAGCACGUCCAACGCCUCCCAGGCUGUCACCUUGGUGUACGUCGUGGGCAAUCAGAGCACAUUCCUCAAUGGCACGGUGGCCAGCAGCCUCCUGAGCCAGCUCUCAGCCGAGCUGGUGGGCUUCUACCUCACCUACCCGCCACUCACCAUUGCCGAACCACUGGAAUAUCCCAACCUUGAUAUAUCAGAAACAACUAGAGACUAUUGGGUAAUUACAGUGCUGCAGGGCGUGGACAAUUCGCUGGUGGGCCUGUACAACCAGAGUUUUGCGCGGGUCAUGGAGCAACGCCUGGCCCAGCUCUUCAUGAUGUCCCAGCAACAAGGUCGACGGUUUAAACGGGCUACCACUCUGGGAAGUUACACUGUGCAGAUGGUAAAGAUGCAGCGUGUGCCAGGACCAAAGGACCCAGCAGAGCUGACUUACUACACCCUGUACAACGGGAAGCCACUGCUGGGGACCGCAGCUGCCAAGAUCCUGAGCACCAUUGACUCCCAAAGGAUGGCCUUGACUCUGCAUCACGUUGUCCUUCUGCAAGCUGACCCUGUGGUGAAGAACCCACCUAACAACCUGUGGAUCAUUGCGGCCGUGCUGGCGCCCAUCGCGGUGGUCACGGUCAUCAUCUUCAUCAUCACGGCUGUGCUCUGCAGGAAGAACAAGAACGACUUCAAGCCGGACACUAUGAUAAACCUGCCUCAGAGAGCAAAGCCUGUGCAAGGCUUUGACUAUGCCAAGCAGCACCUGGGCCAGCAAGGGGCGGAUGAGGAGGUCAUCCCUGUGACUCAGGAAACGGUGGUCCUCCCCCUGCCUGUUCGAGAUGCUCCUCAGGAAAGAGACGUUGCUCAGGAUGGGAGCACCAUCAAGACGGCCCAGUCCACUGAAACCAGAAAAAGCAGGUCGCCCAGUGAGACUGGCUCUGUCAUCAGCAACGAAUCAGGGAAGCCCAGCUCAGGGAGACGCUCACCCCAGAACGUAAUGGCACAGCAGAAAGUGACAAAGGAGGAGGCAAGGAAGAGAAAUGUGCCAGCGAGUGAUGAAGAGGAGGGACCCGUCCUCUUUGACAGCUCUGGCAAGGUGGCUGCUGAUCCCUUCGACACAUCCUCUGGGUCUGUGCAGCUCAUUGCAAUCAAACCUGCGGCCCUCCCCGUGGUGCACCCCACCUCCGACCGGAGCCAGGAGGCCUCAGCCGUCCUCAACGGGGAGGUGAACAAAGCCCUGAAACAGAAGUCAGACAUCGAGCACUAUCGGAACAAACUGCGCCUCAAAGCCAAGAGGAAGGGGUACUACGACUUCCCCCCAGUGGAGGCAAAUAAGGGUCUGACAGAAAGAAAAAAGAUGUAUGAAAAAGCCCCAAAGGAAAUGGAGCAUGUUUUGGAUCCAGACCCGGAACUGUGUGCUCCAUUCGCAGAGUCUAAAAACAGGCAACAGAUGAAGAACUCUGUCUACCGAAGCCGGCAGUCUCUGAACAGCCCAAGUCCAGGAGAAACUGAGAUGGACCUUCUGGUCACUCGAGAGCGACCCCGGCGUGGCAUCCGUAACAGUGGAUACGAUACUGAACCUGAAAUCAUAGAGGAAACCAACGUCGACAGAGUUCAUGAGCCCCGGGGCUAUGCCAGGUCGCGGCAGGUGAAAGGCCACUCGGAGACCUCCACGCUGAGCUCCCAGCCCUCCAUCGAUGAGGUCCGGCAACAGAUGCACAUGCUCCUGGAGGAGGCCUUCAGCCUGGCGUCCGCAGGCCACGCAGGCCAGAGCCGGCACCAGGAGGCCUAUGGCUCUGCCCAGCACCUGCCCUACUCGGAGGUGGUGACCAGCGCACCAGGGACCAUGACGCGGCCCAGGGCCGGGGUGCAGUGGGUGCCCACCUACCGCCCUGAAAUGUACCAGUACAGUCUGCCCCGACCGGCCUACAGGUUUUCCCAGCUUCCUGAGAUGGUCAUGGGCUCUCCCCCUCCUCCCGUACCUCCCCGGACUGGCCCCGUGGCUGUCGCUUCUCUCAGGCGGUCCACCUCAGACAUCGGCAGCAAGACCCGAAUGGCCGAGUCUACGGGGCCUGAGCCAGCCCAGCUGCACGACAGCGCCUCCUUUGCCCAGGUGUCCAGAGGCCCCGUGUCUGUGGCACAGUUGGAUCAAUCGGCUUUAAAUUACUCAGGUAACACAGUGCCAGCAGUGUUCGCCAUCCCUGCUGCCAACAGACCUGGCUUCACUGGCUACUUCAUCCCGACACCUCCCUCAUCCUACAGGAGCCAAGCCUGGAUGUCCUACGCGGGAGAGAAUGAGCUCCCAAGCCAGUGGGCCGAUUCGGUCCCCCUCCCCGGGUACAUCGAGGCCUACCCCCGGUCACGGUAUCAACAGAGCUCACCCUCCAGGCUCCCUCGCCAGUAUAGCCAGCCGGCCAACCUGCACCCCAGCCUGGAGCAGGCUCCGGUGCCCUCUGCAGCAGCCUCACAGCAGAGCCUGGCAGAGAACGACCCAUCUGACGCCCCCCUGACCAACAUCUCCACCGCAGCCCUUGUGAAGGCCAUCCGGGAGGAGGUGGCCAAGCUGGCCAAGAAGCAGACGGACAUGUUUGAGUUCCAGGUCUAACGCCUUAGCCCCGUGGGACUCUGCACUUCUAGACUUCACGGAAGCAGGCUUUGGGUCACUCACGCCCAAUGUGUGGGGCCUGGAGACGUAGACAAUGGGUGAAUCUCACCCUCAGUUUCAGAAAAGGUGAACAGGAGGGCUUCUGAAAAACAGAGGACAUUCAUGAACGGCUGGAUUCUUGGUUUGUGCAGCUGAUGGCAGUCAAGAUGUCCCUGCUUGGGACCAUACAUGUGAUACUGUGUUGCACCAAAUGUUUGAAGCGUGGGUGUAUUUCCCUAAGGAGCCUUAGUCACCAGAGGCACAGGCUAAUGUACAGAUUCCUGUCCAAUGCUACAUUUUAACAAAUCACCAGAAGGGGGAGAACAUAGCUCUAUCUUCGGUGACCUCUGCAUGUUAACUCUUUCUGUGUUAAAGGCAAUGUAGGAGUGUGAAUUAAGCACCAGCCUGUACUGUCUCAUUCAGCCAUGACCAUGAUCACUAACAUCAUCUCUAGUCUGUAAGGGAGACACUGACUCCAGCCAAGAAACUUGAGCUCCUUUGCUUUUAAAGGCUCAUAUUCAAAGUCAAAUGAAUUGGAUGAAAAUCAGUACCAGUGGCUAUGCCUAUAAAUAGUCCUGACUCUUUCUUUUCCCCUGCGAAUUAAAGGUGGAGAAAGAGAGAAGAUGGGCAGGAAUGGUGGAUUCGUGUUGACAGAGUUUUUAAAAGGUGUUGUCAUUUUGGAAAUAGAGUACCCUAUAAGUUGGGACCUAAUGGAAAGAGAAUCAGUGCUAAGAGCUUUUAGGGUCCUACAAAAGAAAACAUUUGUGGUGGUUUUUCUUUGCCUGCAUUGAAGGUGGCACAAGAACAGAGCUUCUCUCUUUGGGGUGAUAAUAGGUGCGUUGAUUUUCACAAGAAAAUCUGUCUCUUCAACAGGGAUGACCAGCAUGUGCUGCGGAAUGUACAAAAGGAAGUAGUCAUCGAUUCUAGUUAGAAACUCGAGUUGUAACUUAGCAGUCUGUUUAUAGAAGCUUCCAAAUAUAGAAAAUCUGUUGACACAGUUUCACUAUAAAUAACCUUUUACUAAGUGUAUGGAGUUUACCAGUUCUCCAUAGUUGAUGGAUGCAGGAGGACACUUGCUAAAAUGACAGGAAUCCUACCUUUUGUGACCAGGAUGUUCUGUGUCACCCUCCCUGGCAUGGAGAGUUGGCCUCUAGACCUCUGGGUGGAAGACAUUGCCCACAGCACUGGAGUGCCAGCCUCUGAUUACCCAUCAUGCAAACAAGACAGCUACUGACUGUGGGUUACAGAGGAACUGGGGGCACUUGGCUCCCUGCCUGACUUUGGGAGCCAUGUGUGGUGUUGGGGGCUUGUUUGGUGUCUGUUGGAGAACGAGGUCCUGUCCUGCCUUCACCCAUGAUCCAUCAGCUUCAGCUUCCCCAUUCUCUUCCGAGUCUACCUUCCCAUUUUCCUCAUGAGUUUCUUUGGUCUUUACUGAAAGAAGCAGGUGGAAAUAGGAAAGUUGAGGGAAGAGUAGGAACAGAACUGAUUCCAAUGGGAGGUUCAAGCUGUCAAAGCACAGGUUUUUCCAAGAAGCUGUUUUUAUUUCCCAAUGGCAAAUAGCCCUUUCUGGAAUGUUUAGAGAUGAUGCGUCAUGGAAUCCCCAAACAAGACUCUUAUUCGGAUGAUAUUAGGUAGCGUCCUUUCAGUAUGCUGGUUGAUCUUUCAUAGUGUUAGUUUUUUGUUACUUAAAAAGAAAUCAGCUAUAAAUAAAAUGUAUUUUUGUAAUUUCCACGUGUAUAUAUGGUAUAUUUCUACCAAUGGCCAGUUGUUGUAGUCCAAAACCUAAGUCAGCUUGCAGAACACUAUGGACAGUGCGAGAUUUUAUUGACAGAUUCACACGAUGCCUAAGGCUAUCCAAAAAGGCAUCUGAUACACUUGAAUGAACAAAGAGCCAAAGAAACUCAGCCUUUUCAUGCAAAUGAUAUGAGUCUGAUAAAAUCAGCUACAUUGUCCUGCUUUAUCAAUAAUAUCAAUGUUUCAUCAGUGCAAUGAUAUUAAUCCAGUACUUUGUCUGCUUGGUAAAUGCCUGGAAAUACUGUAUGCAAAAAUGAAAUUUCAAGACCUCAGUAUCAUUGAAAUAUAUGUACAUGUUUCAAAAGACAGUGUCUGAGCUUUGGAUGUUCCACUGACAUACAGACCAUGAAUCUAUAGUUUGCAAUGGUGUGGCUCCAGAUGGCUAAGAGGAUGGAGCUACAGAUCAUCGCAACCUUUGCAGAAGUAGGUGGUCCCCAUAGGUAAUGUUUGAGAAAAUUAAAAUAUAGUAUACUGAACCAAACACUUUCUUAGAUCAGACACCAUGGGUUCAAGACAAGUAUUUGAGAGGGAAAACUUACAUUGAAAAGAAAUCUGUUCGUGUUCCCCCACCAAUGGGGAAGCAGAGUCAUUGUGUUGGUUUUCUGGGACUAAGAUGUGUUCCCUUCUCUGAAGAGUCUCCUAACCUUAUGGAGAUGACAGAUGCCUGGACAGGUGACUCUGAGAAAAGACAGAUUGGUCAAAAGUGCCUCAUGGAGGGAAAAAUAGGAUUCCAUGACAGCCUAGAGGAGGCAGCAAUGACCUGUGUUCAUUGUGAUCCUCCAGGCAGACUCGGAAGCCAUAGUGGACCUCGUGACUUGGAGGAGGAAGCAGAAGUGGAGUGACUGGCCUGAGGAUCCAGCCCACGCCAAUGGAUUCACCAUUUGACCUGCUUCCAUCUUCCACGCUAACGUCAGCGACACAUUCCUUUGUGCCUGGAAGUUUGAAAACUAGACAAGGGUCAUAUGAGGGACUCCAUAAUGUUCUUGCCAAGGAAACAGAUGGUCGAGUAUGUAAGGAACUUUGGAUAUAGUGUACAGAGGACAAUACCCUUGGGGCUUAAUAAACAUUUUCUCAGCACUGGUUUUGAUGCAAGUUGUUCUGCAUUCAUGAAAAAGAGAUGCAUUUUGGCCUUCCCCAGAGAGUACUGUCCAGGAAACGGUGUCCUCGGCUGUUGUUCAGAACUGAACAGGGGUGAAUUCUUCCCUUGGUACCGUGGAUCCACACAGGCAGGAGGGCACUGACAGCUUGUCAUUGUGAGGUAGCAGAUGCUGUGUUCCGCAUCUGGGGAGACGAUCCACUGGUACAGGAACACAGAGGUCUAUUGCAUGGCCUGGCACCUGUGAUAUGAGGCAUGUGCAAUAACAAGAUGGCAGCUGUUACCUGUGAGGAAGAAGCUGCCUCUUCAAGGGUGGAUUAUGUAAGAAUUAAUUCUCUAGUCUUGGGAGAAGUUAUCUUGUGCAUUUGUUAUUUUAAGAAUCCAGCAAAAGGGCAUGUAGCUUCUGAAUAAUCUAGACAGAAGAAAUGAAAUCAUUAGAUAUUACACAUAUGAUUUUUAAAAAAACCUUCUGAGAGAGAACGUGUAGAAUAGAAGGGGCAAGGAUUUUAAAUCCCUUCUGAAAGAAAUGCUUUUCUAACUUUGAGGCAGAAAUUGGAGAAAUGGAUCAAAAUUUUGAAUACCGAUUAAUACUGAUUACAUAUAAAUAAACUUCAAUUGUUUUCUACGUAGCACAGAGGUGCUCAAAGUUCAAUGAAUGCAAUUUUUAAAGUUUGAGAACAGGACUUGAACCGAACACUAAUUCCUCCUACCACACACAAAGUACAGCCAAACACUUUAAAGAACGAUAAUAAUUUAGCGUGGAGGAGUGACUGAGUGGGUCUAAGUGUUGGAACUUAAAUUCUUCCCUUUAGUCCAACCUCAAAGGUAUUCUGGUCAAGGAACAUGCAAGGACGAGAAACCCGUUUACACUUGCUCAAAUGUUGAGGUUGACUGAAAGAAUUCAGGGACAUUCCAUAGGAACAAACGCAGCUCCUGGUGGCAAGGGAUGGAGGCAGCUGUCCUGGCUCUUGCACUCACGCUCUCUCACGUUCUCGCUCAUCUGUUUCUCUCUGCACAUCUGCUGGGAUCUCGUGCUUCCCGUGGCUCACUCAGUAGUGCAUAGGUAGCUGACAAACCCACCCCAGGAGCCACUCCACUCCACCUUUCCUUCCUUCCCAGUGCCCACCACUCUGACUAGCAUCUCUGUGCCCCCUCAAGUGAAUUCUGAAGAAUCUGAUGGGUCCAGUUCUUCUGGCUCUGGAUGAGCCUCCCUGGGGUCAGGUGCCUGCCUAUCCAAUCAGCCAUGACCUGGGAGGCAGGGUCAUGUCAUAAAGCAUGGCUCCCUGGGUUGACCCUUUUGAGGGGAAAUUUGGUGUGUUGGGGGGUUAGUACCCAGAGAAAGGAGUAUGACUGGGCAGGACCUUCUAAGGGAACCUACUGCACACUGGAAAUGACCAGUUCUGCUAGCGUGCUACACAGAAGCCAGUAUUCAGAGGGCAAUGCCUAUGGAUACUGCCAAAGAGAGGGAGCAUUCCUCACUUGCAUAUCGGGUGAGAACACAUCCACUUGAGACCCUAGGAGACUGGAACUGCCCUGGCACCGCUGACCCCAACACCAGUUACUGAAUGCUGCUGCUGGGCCUAAGAAGGGACUUCUGACCAAGGCCCAGUUAGCACAAGGUCUUGCUCAGCAGACAAUAAAUACUUGUAAAUUGAAUUGCAUGAUCUUAGCUCAGGUGCUAUUAACGUGGCUCAUGCCACACACUUGCAUGGAUGAGAAAACCAAUGAGCCUCUCUAUAGUCUUUUGAAACAAAAUUGGUUUCAAGUGAAAUUGAUAUUACAGUGGCUCUGACCUUCUGGAUGUAAUAAGUUAGUGUCCUGAGAAUUGAAAGGUCUCUUGAUUUCUUAGGUGAACUCUUACAGAAUGCUAGCCAGGAUUAAUACUAAAAUAUAGGGUGUUUCUGAGAAGGAAUAUUUAGGAAAUAUAAUUAUGCCAGAAAUAAAUUCUCUUAGGAGAUAUUGAGUUGCUUUGGUUCUGCAGGUUUUAAAGAUGAAGAAAUUUUUAAUACAGCAGAAUUUGUCUCCAAAGGUCAGACCUAUACUUUAGUGAGAGCCAUUAUACAAUGAAAUCUAGAAAUUGAUUAUUUUCAUUCUCUAACUUUGGUCACAGACUUUUGUAAAUCAUGGAGGGAGGCCAUCAGUAUAUUUUACAUACAUUAACUUUGGCCUCACUUACUUUUCCUCAACUCUUCCUUGUGUCUAAACUCACCUCCAAACCCCACACAAUUUGAGUGAAGAAGACAUUUGUACCCAACCGAAUCAAUGGACUGGAAAUUUUAAAGAGGUGUAAAUAUUCUAGACUUUGAGUGACUCACUCUGAAUUUGUCUUUAAUUCCUCAUCCGUCAAAUGGGUAUAACAACAUCUCUAUGUCCUUCCUCCCUUGCUGGUUGUGAGGAACACAUAGCAUAAUGUAACUGAAAAUGGUUCGAGAAGAGUAUUUGAAAGAAUUCCCUGUAAAGUAUUAGCUUCACAAUUCAGUUUUAUCCAGCAAAAUAGUUUAGCUCCUCCAACCACUGAAUUGAUUUGUAUUGUCAUGUGCUCCAUGACAAAACUUCUUGGCAAGGAAAAAUAAAAGAAAUUCCUAAGUUUGGGAUUGCCCACAAAAGCCAGCCCCACACGGAGUUGCUGUUGUCGUUGUCGUCUGUGAUUUCGAGGGUGAGUAAGUACUUGUACGUGUGCUUUCACUCUGGGUGAAAAGCCCAGACCAGUGAUUCUUUCAAAUCACGUUAGACACGUUGGGCAAAGUACUGAGCAGAAGCUUUGAAUGUAGCUGUUGUUAUUUUAAUGCUUUGCUUUCUAAUUAACUUUGUACGUCCUUUGCCUCUGCCGGGAACAGAGUGUUCAUAUGCUGUUAGAAUUUUUUAUUGUAAAAUAAAAUGACAAAGGCUUUCAUACCCCAAA
This is a messenger RNA of Sciurus carolinensis (gray squirrel), 12776 nucleotides long. Its product is annotated as KIAA1549 like. NCBI's taxonomy places the organism in Eukaryota, Metazoa, Chordata, Mammalia, Rodentia, Sciuridae. Bases 520 to 6945 code for a protein of 2141 amino acids. The record is from RefSeq and is a predicted model, not a curated record. The transcript is spliced from 21 exons.